AUGGCUGACCUAUCCACUUGUCUGCCCCUGACCCGCGACUCGGUCAUCGAGGCGCACAAGGUCAUCAAGCCUCAUGUCCACCUCACCCCCGUCAUGACCAACAAGACUUUGACUCAGUUGGCGUCCACCGCACGAGACCCGGCCUCGCUAGUGGGAACUCCCUGGGAGGGCCGCACGCCAGCUGCCCCAACCCUCCGUCUCUGGUUCAAGUGUGAGAAUCUGCAACGCAUCGGCGCCUUCAAGGCGCGCGGCGCUUUCCACGCCAUCGAGCGUCUCAAGCAGGAGCCGGGCUGGGUCGAGAACGGCGGCAAGUCGAAGGGCGUCGUCACCCACAGCUCCGGCAACCAUGCCCAGGCCCUCGCCCUGGCCGCCCGCGAGAGCGGCAUCCCCGCCCACAUCGUCAUGCCCUCCGUCUCCCUCCCCAACAAGAUCGCCGCCACCAAGGGCUACGGUGCCAAUGUCAUCUUCAGCGGCAGCACCAGUUCCGAGCGUGAGGCCGUGGCCGCCCAGGUCAUCGCCGACACCGGAGCCCGCCUCGUGCCGCCCUACGACCACCCUGACAUCAUGCUGGGCCAGGGCACCAUGGGCCUCGAGCUCCAGGAUCAGGUCCGCGAGCGGAAGGCGGGCGGGAAGGGGCUGGAUGCCAUCAUCACCCCCUGCGGCGGCGGCGGUAUGCUCUCCGGCGUCGCCCUGAGCUGCGAGGGCACCGGCAUACGCGUCUUCGGGGCCGAGCCCUCCUUUGACGGCGCAGACGACUGCCGCAGGGCCUUCGAGACGGGAAAGCGCAUCGAGUCGGUGAAGAGCCUGACCAUCGCCGACGGCUUGCGCACGCCGGUCGGCGAGCACCCCUGGCGUGUCAUCUACGAACGCAGGCUCGUCUCCGCCAUGUACGCCGUUACCGAGGACGAGAUUCGCAGUGCCACUCGACUGGUCCUGGAGCGCUUCAAGCUUGUUGUCGAGCCCAGCGCCGCCGUCCCCCUGGCCGUCGUGCUCUUCAACGAAGACUUCCGCGCCAUGGUCGAGAAGGAGGCCGGUCCCGAUGGAUGGGACCUGGGCAUUGUCUUCAGCGGCGGCAAUGUCUCCGUCGACGGCCUCGCCAACCUAUUUGCU
This is a messenger RNA of Sodiomyces alkalinus F11, 1110 nucleotides long. Its product is annotated as pyridoxal-phosphate dependent enzyme. Lineage: Eukaryota; Fungi; Ascomycota; Sordariomycetes; Glomerellales; Plectosphaerellaceae. Gene Ontology annotation, molecular function: serine racemase activity; pyridoxal phosphate binding; magnesium ion binding. Gene Ontology annotation, biological process: pyruvate biosynthetic process; D-serine biosynthetic process; L-serine metabolic process. The transcript has a single exon. The record is from RefSeq and is a predicted model, not a curated record. The annotation marks the transcript as partial.